Ectocarpus sp. CCAP 1310/34 is the source of this 846-nucleotide messenger RNA. NCBI's taxonomy places the organism in Eukaryota, Phaeophyceae, Ectocarpales, Ectocarpaceae. The record is from the annotation of a GenBank genome assembly.
AUGGACAUGGCGAACGUUGGCACCUCGAGCCGCGUGCCGGCUGUGCAGGCGUUUGGCUUGAAGUGGGAACUUCCGGUGGAGGUUCUGCUGCAAAGAGCUGCCACGAAGCCACGAACAGGUGUAGAAUGUCAGCGGCCAACGGGACCUUCAUCUGCGUCGAGAUUACAACGGGCAAUUCGGCCUCCAAACCUCAAACGCCUGGAAUUUGAUUCGGACAUGCCAGUGAACACGGUUUCGUGGCCGGCCUCCCUGCAGGAGCUAUCGUUUGAUACUGAAUUCAACCAGCCCAUUGUGGGAGUCCCAUGGCCGGCCUCCCUGCAAAAUCUAUCGUAUGGUACUAAAUUCAACCAGCCCAUUGCCAAAGUCGCGUGGCCGGCCUCCCUGCAAAAGCUAUCGUUUGGAGUGCACUUCAACCAGCCCAACGCUGAAGUCGUGUGGCCAGCCGGCCUGAAGCGUCUGUCGCUUGGAGUGCACUUCAACCAGCCCAUCGCCGAAGUCGCGUGGCCGGCCUGUCUGAAGAGUCUGUCGUUUGGAGUGCACUUCAACCAGCCCAUCUCCCAAGUCGUGUGGACAGCAUGCCUGAAGCGCCUGUCGUUUGGGCGUUGCUUCAACCGGCCCAUUGUGAGAGUCGCGCGGCCGGCCUCCCUGCAAAAGCUAUCGUUUGGGCGUUGCUUCAAGCAGCCCAUUGUGGGAGUCGCGUGGCCGGUCUCCUUGCGAAGGCUAUCGCUUGGUACUGAAUUCAACCAGCCCAUUGCGGGAAUCGUGUGGCCGGCCUCCCUGCUGCAGUUGUCAUUCGGGGUGGACUUCGCACACAGGUGGAAUGGUCGGCCUCCAUACACGGUGUAA